This is a messenger RNA of Parathielavia appendiculata, 1494 nucleotides long. RefSeq lists its product as uncharacterized. The record is from RefSeq and is a predicted model, not a curated record. The coding region runs from base 1 to 1494 and encodes 497 amino acids. The transcript is spliced from 6 exons. Gene Ontology annotation, cellular component: cytoplasm; microtubule; membrane. Gene Ontology annotation, molecular function: GTP binding; microtubule binding; GTPase activity. NCBI's taxonomy places the organism in Eukaryota, Fungi, Ascomycota, Sordariomycetes, Sordariales, Chaetomiaceae.
AUGGCCUGGACCGAAGGUUCGUGGUUCGCACCUAUACCAAGGGACAGCGCCCAGCUAGCCGCCUGCCGACCCAGCCGGGAUCAAUUCCCCGCGCUUCUGGACUCGAUUGACCAGCUCCGUUUGCAAGGCAUCAACAACUACAUCUCCCUCCCGCAAAUCAUCGUCUGCGGUGACCAAUCGUCCAGCAAGAGUUCCGUCCUAGAAGCAAUCUCGGGUGUCUCUUUCCCGGUGAAGAGCAACCUCUGCACUCGUUUCCCAACCGAGCUGGUCUUGCGCAGGACCCCACACACCAGCGCGGGCGUUUCCAUUGUCCCCCAUGAAUCCCGCCCGGAAGCCGAGCGCAAGGCUCUUCUCACCUUUCGCGAAGAGCUGCUGGUCGAGAGAGCAAAGGCCGAGAUGGGCAUCACGGCGUACGGCAGAGCCUUUGCCAAGGACAUCAUCCGUAUCGAAGUGACCGGCCCGGACCAACCCCAUCUCACCAUCGUCGACCUUCCCGGGCUCAUCCACUCCGAGACAAAGAACCAAACGACUUCGGACGUUGAGCUCAUCCAGGAUGUCGUCCAGUCCUACAUGAGGGAGCCGCGCUGCAUCGUUCUUCCCGUGGUGUCCGCCAGAAACGACUUCGCCCAUCAGAUUGUCCUGAAAUUGGCCCGGACGGCAGACCCAAGUGGCACCCGAACUCUGGGCGUCAUUACAGACACCUUGAUCCCAGGGGGCGGGAGUGAGGAAGGCUCUUGGAGCCUUGCGACCCGGGACGCCGAGCAGGCAGAGUUCUUCGGCUCUGGGGUUUGGAAGACCCUUCCGCUCUCCUCCCUCGGGAUCUCCAAGCUUCGCAGCCGCCUCAGCAAGGUCCUCCUUGGGCAGAUUGCUGCGAAGCUUCCUGGCUUGGUGCAUGAGAUUGAUCAGAAAUUCCAGUCCUACCGUGAUCAGCUCGAGAAGCUUGGGAAGCCACGAGCAGGCCCGCAGGAGCAGCGGAUCUACCUGUUCCACCUGAGCGGGUCCUUCCAGGCGCUUGUCAAGGCAUCGGUGGGCGGCAACUACAACGACCCGUUUUUCUUGGACGCCAAAACCGAAUCAGGUUAUCAGCAGCGCAUCAGGGCAGUUGUUCAGAACCUCAACGAAGAUUUUGCAUCCGAGAUGUCCCUCCGAGGUCAUUACUUCCAGGUCAUUGAUCCGGAAUCCGAGGCAGUUCCUUCCGAUUCCCAUGACGUGGUCUGUAUCAACCGAGAUGACUUCAUCAGCCAAAUCGAGCAUCUGAUGCAUAGGACGCUGGGGUGCGAGUUGCCCGGGACCUUCAAUCCGAUGAUCGUUGCCGAGCUGUUUCUCCAGCAAUGUCGCCCAUGGGGGCCCAUCGCCCGCCGCCAUCUCGUUGUUGCACAAACCGUGGACGAGUCAACGGCCAAGAUGCUCCAAUACGAGGUCUUCCAACCAGCAAUGAACGGAGUCCUGCAGGAGAUGCGAGACAAAACCACAGAGCUGCUGACUCCUCAUUAG